GUCGAGACAGCCUGAACUAUGGAGACAGUGUCCAGUUCAUGCGAACGAUUUAUUGCUUAUUCGACAGGAAACACAGCACAAUACUUAAAACACGGAACCUUAGGGCAAUGCCGUAAAACGUGAAUAAACACGAUGAAACGGGCGUUCGAUUCUUGGCCUUGCUAUCGAUACGCUAUCAUUCUGAUUACUUGGUUCGCACUGGGCACUCACGGUUCCACCUUCGGUACCGAUAAACAAUCGGGACCGGUUGAACAGCGCCAGUGCCUGAAACCGGUACCGAUUCAAAUACCAGAGUGCCGAAACACGUUUUACAAUUUUACCGGAAUGCCCAAUCUGGUGGAUCAGGACUCGCAACUUGAUGCUCGACAACAGUUGCAAACCUUCAAACCCCUCAUUGUCUAUCAAUGCUCCAAAAAGCUCAGUUUCUUCCUGUGUUCCGUUUACACACCAAUGUGCGAUGUGAUCACCCGACAUCUGAUAGGCCCAUGCCGCCCACUUUGUGAACACGUGAAAGCUCGUUGUGCUCCGGUAUUGCGUGUAUUCGAUUUUGACUGGCCUACCCAUCUUAACUGUUCUCGGUUCCCGGUAAAAAAUGUUAUCGGCGGCACUAUGUGUAUGGAAGGUCCUUACGACCCGGAAGAACGCACCAUGACACCAGAUGAAAAGGAGUCAGACUUGGAUCCAAACGCACCGUUCACAUCGUCUGUGUCCACGAGUCCAAGUGUACACCACUCAAUGUCACAUCUGAACUCACACAGUAAAGUCGGCACCGUUGACUCCACCUUGAUACCCGAGGAGCGCAUUCUUGGAAAUUGGAUUCAACAAGUUACCCAGAUUCAUAAUGAUGACCCUUCUAAUUCAGACUUAGCACACCUGCCGCCUUCAUCGAUAUCCGUGAUUGCCAAAUCAUUACGCCAUUGUUCGCACCUAAGGAAACCAACGUCCUAUGUAUACAUUAACCGAACCGGAAGAUGUGCUCCUUUGUGUUGGGCAGAUAUUUUGUACAAACGAGAUGCAAAGUUACUAUCUAUCGUGUGGACAAGUGUUGUCACUGUGUCAUGCUGCUUCACCACAUGCUUGGCACUUAUUGGUUACGCAAUUGACUCCGACGUUUUUCAACUGGCCGAGAGACCAGUGUUCUACAUUGCCCUGUGUCAUCUAAUCCAUUCGAUAGCGUUUGCGAUUAGCUUAGCCGUCGGUAGAGAAUCAGCAACAUGUGGUAAAGAUCUGGACUCGGGAUUACUUAUCCGCUUGCAAGAAGGGUUGGACAACUCCAUUUGUGCGCUGAUUUUUAUGACGCAGUUUUUCUUUUCCUUAGCCAGCUCCGUUUGGUGGGUGCUACUGUCUCUUCACUGGGUGGCAUCACAAAGACCCUCAAGAUGCAGUCAGUACCGGACCUACUUGGAAUCUUUGAAUUUGCCUAAUAGUUAUCGUGAGUCUACUUUAGUCCGUGCCGAAUGUCCUCGACGUAUGGGUGCACAAUGCGACUUCAGUACAAACCAGAGUAGCCCCGAGAACAGUGUUAAAAAAAUGACAGAUGAAUUUUUGGGUCAUAAGUGUGUUAAAAAUGAUCGAUCCGAAAAACUGAAUGGAUCUGCCAUCUACAUGCAUUCAGACACUACCAUCCCACCGGUUUCUGCACCAACUGUCCCGGCUCGCAGUAUAUCCCAUCCCUCCGAAGUAACACCGUACUUUGUGCACAAUGGUAGAGUGGUGCCGUCUUACCGAUACCUUUAUCUGAGGGGAAAUUCUAGACACUACACUACUGCGACUGACCGGCUGUCUGCGUGGCUAGCUCGGGAGCACAUUGUUGUCUGGCUUACAGCUAGUCUCUUCACCGUCGGAGUCCUCGUUAGUCGACAGGUUGAUGCAGACGAACUGGUUCCGGUCUGUGGUGUGGGUCGACAAAACGCCAGAGCCAUGGGUGCGUUUGUGAUCGGUCCACAAGUGACAUUGAUCGUUAUCGGCACAUUGGCUCUUCUGGGAGGCAUGGUGAUGACAGUCAAAGAGUCAGCCCGAAGAAGAAGGAAUGCCCAAGACACUGAUGCGUGUACGAGGUCUGGCGAACUACAAACUUCCGACGUCAGUCGGUUAUUACGAAAUAGUCCGGUCUCGACUGCAGUGGAGCAGAACCAGCAAACGCCAGCUAAGUGUGUCGGAAGAAGCCAUUCAGAGGACAAUUCGCAACGCUUUGCUCACAGAUUUGUAAUGGAUACUGUAAUGUGGCAAUCUACUGAUGGAAUGGCUCAUCGACUCGGGUUGUUUUGUUUCUUGUACCUUAUUCCGGCGCUAUGCGUCAUUUCAUGCGACAUAUACGAGUACUUGCACCGUGACAAAUGGCUAAGAGACACCAGUCAUAGUCCAUCAUUAAGCGACCAGGGCAGUAAUAUACCGUUCCCACCAAAAAUCUGGAAGUCUGAUGAAACGGUCGGACCUACUCCAGAAAUAUUCAUGCUUCGUGUCUUCAUGUCCUUGGUCCCAGGAUUUACAUGCAACUUGUGGAUUUGGUCAAGUAGAAGAUGCAGGCCUUUGCAGCGUUUGCAGCAUACCAUCAAAUCAUUAUUAUUGUCCUGCAAGAACUUUUGUCUUGCCUUCAAAAGCGGAAAAUUCACUGUCAAGUCAAAAACCAACAUCAGAGAUCUAACCUUUCAGUUUCCACCAGCUGAACCACAUACACCGACAACGUCGAGUGCAAUUAUACCAAGACCUCCAUUUGCAUUGUCCUCCUACCCGUAUGCUGUGUAUCAGUAUCAUGCGAGUCUAUCUUCACGCGAUCCGUUGGAUAGAGCCCCUCAGUCUGCAUGGUCCACUGCACUUGACCCUUGUGUUGUUCAAACCGCGGCGACCACUAACACUCUUGAAAUGCAACACUCAAAUGCUACCACACCUGGGUAUUACAGUCAAGCCAAAGUUGGAUCUAUCAUUGAGCCUAACCAAUCUGACAGUUUUAGUGAGGAAUCGCCUAUACCUCCACCUCUCCCAGCUUCUUCCAGACCGCAGCGUUUGCCUUUAAGGGCAGAAAAGUGAACUAGCAGUGCUGACACAACAUCAAAUCUGCUACCUGUAUGCGCUCAAAUUGUUCUAAUGCUGCGAUUUACACAAACAACUGUAUUUCGCAACCUAUGUACAUAAAUUUCCCUCUCUUUGGCAUUUCAGCAAUCUAGUCGUGCUCAACAGACUGAAGGAAGCAUUCGUUCACGUAACAACUCACUCACCAUUGGCUAACACUUCGGCAUCUUUCCUUCGGGCGCACAGGGUCACACUAUCUCGAAUUACCUGCAAUGAAUUACUCAUUCUCUUUGCUCACUUAGUUACUUACAUUUCACUUUCAGCCAUUUUGCUUUCUGCCCUUUUAUUUUUUUGAAAAGUCAGUUUUUGACCCCCAACAGUUUAUCAUUCAUGACAGUACUUACUGAUAAUCUUUGUCAUACAACUUAUGUACAUGCAUAAAGGAUCCCUGUAUAUCAAAUUCGAUUUCCUCCCUAUAGCCCUAGGCUGGCGAAUAAAACUAAAGUCCCAUUC
Dicrocoelium dendriticum is the source of this 3522-nucleotide messenger RNA. The record is from the annotation of a GenBank genome assembly. NCBI's taxonomy places the organism in Eukaryota, Metazoa, Platyhelminthes, Trematoda, Plagiorchiida, Dicrocoeliidae.